Zea mays is the source of this 916-nucleotide messenger RNA. RefSeq lists its product as uncharacterized. The transcript is spliced from 2 exons. The record is from RefSeq and is a predicted model, not a curated record. NCBI's taxonomy places the organism in Eukaryota, Viridiplantae, Streptophyta, Magnoliopsida, Poales, Poaceae. Bases 27 to 362 code for a protein of 111 amino acids.
UUGUAGGAUUGAGUUAUGUGCGACUUAUGAUAAUUUAUGAGGAGAAAUGUCAAGUUUACCAUGCUAGCCUCCCUGAUCACUUGUCCUGGGUAGACUGCAUCUCAUGCCCACCAGUUAGAGACCUUUUGAUUCUCUUUCCAAGCACUCCAGUUUCCAGGGAACAAAUAGGUACAACCAGCUCAUGCACACUUGUUGGAGUCCUGUUUGAAUCCUUACCCACUGUGAAAGCUUCUUGCCCGCUCUGCAUGAACACAUUCUACUACAACUCUAGUAGCUCCCUAGUACGAGUAAGAUUAGAUCCAACUGAGUGGAUGCAACACAUUGUAGAGCCACCUCCCACUUCAUGGACUGCGAAAAGAUAAUUUGGAUGUCAUCAUAUUAAUGAGGCAAUGUAAAUCCUGUUGUAAAAGUAAUGUGAAGAUGCAGGUUGCUGUUAAUAACCUCUCAGAAGGUCUUUGUGCUCAGGCUCAACAUGAUCUAUAUUGGUGUCAAUGGCCUGCAUAAUGUAUUAAUGUAGAAUGCUGGUAUUCAGUGCCUCUCUAUUACUGCUUAGCGUCUAAUCUUUGUUAGUGGAAGCACAAAAUAAAUGCACGAUGCAGCUAUCUCAUGUGGUGUGACAAAGAAAUGAUCCACAACAUCUAUCCAAGUUACAGUGCUCAAUUAACCAACUGAUCAGGCAUUGCACUAUUGUGUUUCUUUUACAUAAAAGAAACACCAUCUCUCAUGAUAUCUCAGUAAAAGAGCGGAAAGAAGAUAUACCAAUCGAGGUGGAGACAAACGGACAAUUUGAACCUUUCUAAGGGCUCGGAUGUCUGUAAGUUAUUUAGUUUCAUAGGAUCCAUCUACCAAAGAGACAUUGGUCUCAAGUAUGGACAGAGAAAAAGAAAUAGAUAGUGAUAUGUAUUUGAUCAUCUUA